GUGUGAAUAGAUUUCACUGGUCACACGUUCACGGUUCUCGUUCAUCGUUCAUGGCUUAACUAAACUUGAUAAGGCUGUAAACACGGGCGCGUGAGCGCGCCGCCCAGAGGCCCUCUCCUGUCUCACGCGCUGAUGUCACCCACGCUUAUUUUUCUAAACGAAUCAGUUCUUCCGUCCAGCAGGCUGAUCUCCGAGCACCUGUUGAAGACACGCUCACACAGAGAGAGGCCGGUGAGCCGGAGGGUCCCACGCGCUCGACUCUUCAGUGGACUAACUGAGGAGCAGAGCGGACCCGCCAGCACGCAAACAACGCAAGACGCGCUGGAAAAGUUUCCCCGUCUUAAACAGGCGCGUGGCCGCCGUCUCCCUGACGAAGAGUUGAGUUUCAGAAACAUGUCACUGCCCUAGCGCGCGCUCUUUUACUUAUGUGUGAGGAACACGGGACUCUGCUCGAGUUGACACGGCUUUGGUUCUGGGAGCUGCAGCUCAGGCUGGAACUCGGCGCCAGGAGAAGAAAGCGAAGCGAAAGGAAAGAUGUCGAAGCCGACUGACCACGUAAAGCGCCCGAUGAACGCCUUCAUGGUCUGGUCCAGGGCUCAGAGGCGAAAGAUGGCACUGGACAACCCGAAGAUGCACAACUCGGAGAUCAGCAAGCGCCUGGGCGGAGAGUGGAAACUUCUGUCGGACUCGGAGAAGAGGCCGUUCAUCGACGAGGCCAAGCGGCUCCGGGCGGUGCACAUGAAGGAGCACCCGGACUACAAGUACAGACCGCGGCGGAAGCCCAAGACCGCGGCGAGGAAGGACAGGUACCAGCUGAACGUGGCGUACAGCCUCGGAGAGCCCGACUCCCUGAAGGGGGCGCUCUUGCAGGGCGGGGAGGCGGAAAAGGCUGCAGCCGUGGCCGCCGCCACCAGAGCGCUGCUCGGCCAUCCGCUGCCCACCAGCGCUUACCCGUACGUGGACAUACACUCGAAAAUGUCCGAGUCAGCUUUUGCGCACGGCUCGUUUGAAUAUCCGGGUCGUGUGGCUGCGUUCCCUACCGUGGGCGUCCUGGGGGCCGCCACGCACACGCACCCUAGCCCCGCGAACCCGGGAUACAUGAUGCCCUGCAACUGCCCAGGGUGGGCGACCUCCGCCCCUCAUCCUCCCGUAGCUUACGUGUUUUUGCCAGGCAUGAGCAAAACCCUGCACGAGGCGUACCCAGCGUACGCAGCGGCCUUAUGAUGGCCGUGAGAGGAGGAGGACUGGACGGCAGGUUGCGCUGGAGGGCCGCGCGUGCCCAUGAUGGACCCGGUUGAAGUUGUAUAUUUGUACAAAUGAAACGUCUGUAAGUGUUCGCACUCUUUCUUCAGCGGUUAAUAAAGCAUUUAAUAAAGUCAAUGGCAAAUAAGAA
Molecule: messenger RNA, 1393 nt
Organism: Pygocentrus nattereri (red-bellied piranha)
Lineage: Eukaryota; Metazoa; Chordata; Actinopteri; Characiformes; Serrasalmidae
Gene: sox21a
Product: SRY-box transcription factor 21a
Exons: 1
Coding region: 535-1224 (229 amino acids)
Biological process (GO): regulation of DNA-templated transcription; anatomical structure morphogenesis; cell differentiation
Molecular function (GO): DNA-binding transcription factor activity, RNA polymerase II-specific; RNA polymerase II cis-regulatory region sequence-specific DNA binding
Source: RefSeq, a predicted model, not a curated record